AUGCGAGACUUCCUCACCACAGCAGGAGUCACUCAUCUGGAGAAUGCUGGAGCUGCAAGAGGGAAAGGCCCAGUCCAACAACAGAGAGAAGCCAAGAGGAAAAAAGCAAGCAGACCAACGGCACUGAGGAAAGCACGGGGCAGAAAGUGCUUCAGAACUAAUAACAAGGGAACUUGA
Molecule: messenger RNA, 177 nt
Organism: Anolis carolinensis (green anole)
Lineage: Eukaryota; Metazoa; Chordata; Lepidosauria; Squamata; Anolidae
Exons: 1
Coding region: 1-177 (58 amino acids)
Source: RefSeq, a predicted model, not a curated record